Messenger RNA from Sphaeramia orbicularis (orbiculate cardinalfish), 2182 nucleotides. It is a transcript of the gene chn1, whose product is annotated as chimerin 1. The record is from RefSeq and is a predicted model, not a curated record. The transcript is spliced from 7 exons. The coding region runs from base 472 to 1476 and encodes 334 amino acids. NCBI's taxonomy places the organism in Eukaryota, Metazoa, Chordata, Actinopteri, Kurtiformes, Apogonidae. Gene Ontology annotation, molecular function: GTPase activator activity. Gene Ontology annotation, biological process: signal transduction; regulation of GTPase activity.
CCCGUUCUCCUCCCCCUCAGUCAGCAUCCACACACACAGUACUGUGUCUGUGUUCCAGAGAGAAUAUCAGCUCUGCGCCGGGAGGAGAGGAUUAGCGCCAACACUCAGCUCAUCUGCAUACACGUUUUCUGAGAACCACAUGAGCAUCCACCUCUUUUGUAUAAAAACUGGCACUCCUAUCACAGAGGCUGCACUCCAUCUACUGUCACUCCUGUGAGAGGAUUUACUAAGGACUACUGUUACAUCCUUUUUCAUCAUACUCAGUGAUUUUCAGACUCUUCUUAUAGUGUGAAUUUUUUUAAAAUUUCAAUUGUGACGUCUCUAAUACUGGCACAAUGCAAGUGACAGUAUCUGAAGUGGACUUGCCCUGAGCAUCAAGGAGUUUUUCUUUAAUCGUUUUGGACUUUUCAGUUGGGUUUGUGUCUUCAUCUGGCUUUGGGAGACUGCAGCAGAAGCAGCAGCAGAAGCAGAAUGCCAUCUAGAGAGUCCUACGAGGUUUGCAAGGAAGAGAAGUCCCUGGUGCAAAAGGCCAAGCGUGAGGCCAAUCAGGAGGAUAUUUUGGCGGCGGCUCUGGGGAUGAGGAUGGGGCCACAGAAACCUCCAGCCACUUUCUGGCAACCGCUGAAACUAUUUGCCUAUUCACAGCUCACCUCACUGGUCCGCAGAGCCACACUGAAAGAAAGCGACCGGACAUCAAAAUCUGAGAAAGUCCACAACUUUAAGGUUCAUACCUUUCGGGGGCCUCACUGGUGUGAACACUGCGCCAGCUUCAUGUGGGGACUCAUGGCCCAGGGGGUCAAAUGUGCAGACUGCGGCUUGAAUGUCCACAAACAAUGCUCAAAUCUGGUUCCCAACGACUGUAAACCCGACCUGAGACACAUCCGUAGAGUGUACAGCUGCGACCUCACGACCCUGGUGAAAGCUUAUAAUACAGCCCGACCCAUGGUGGUGGACAUGUGCAUACGAGAAAUCGAGUCAAGAGGACUCAAGUCUGAAGGCCUCUACAGAAUAUCUGGAUUCAGUGAUUCGGUCGAAGAAGUCAAGACAGCAUUUGACAAAGAUGGUGAGAAGACAGACAUCUCAGUGAACGCCUAUGAAGACAUCAAUAUCAUCACAGGAGCUCUGAAAAUGUACCUCAGGGAGCUGCCUGUUCCCGUCAUCUCAUAUGACGCAUACCCCAGAUUUAUCGAGGCUGCAAAACUCACAGACCCAGAAAAGAAGCUUGAAGCCUUCCGUGAGGCUCUCGCUCUGCUGCCUCAGUCACACAGUGAGACUCUGAAGUACCUCAUGGCGCACUUGAAAAGGGUGACACAAAAUGAAAACUUCAACCUGAUGAAUGCUGAGAACCUCGCCAUCGUUUUCGGGCCCACCCUCAUGCGUGCACCGAACCUGGACGCCAUAACUGCACUCAACGACAUCCGCUACCAGAGGCAGGUGGUGGAGGUGCUCAUUAAAAAUCAAGAUGUGCUCUUCUAAACACACAAUGGGACUUUUAUAGAUCAGCUGACUAAUCAUUCUCUUGUGUAAAUACUUGAAUGACUGUUUGUAUUACAUUGAUAAAUUUUUUAAUGCCCUGUGUAUGGACUAUUUCUGACCAGACAUCUACCCCCCCACCCCACCCUCUACUGGGUGUGGACGUUGAACCUUACACUUGUACUUAUUCUUUGUUUCCCCAUUUUUGUCGGGGAUUUCUAUAAACUGACAGACCAGCAUGCAUGGUGCGAGGUCUUUGUUUUCCGUUCCUUUGUAGUCGUAACCCAGCAUGUGUUCAAAAUCAUGUAGCGUUGUGACUUAAGUUUCGUCUGUUCUGUAGUAGUUAUAGUUCACGGCUGCCUACUGAGCAGUUAUUUCUGUGAAACUCAAUGUAAAAAUAAGCUACUGAUUUUUAUGAUGCUGUAUUUUUUUAUCUUCUCAACUGUUUUUAUGUAACCUGCAGUUUCUAGAUACAUGGGCUUUUGAGCCUUUCUCUUACCGUGUUCACAUUGGUGCAUAUGCCUGACCUUAACAUUUAUAUUAUGUUAUAAACAGCAUUAUUUGUGAAUUUAAGUUUUACUGUAAUGUUUUGUACACAACAUGUGCAUGAUCACUUUAAUUUAUUAAACCUUCCUGGGGGAAAUGAAGAGUUACAUGAGUCAUGUGACCUGUCAUGAUGAACAUCAACAUUAAAUCUGUGUCAAAUUAA